Molecule: messenger RNA, 1566 nt
Organism: Oncorhynchus gorbuscha (pink salmon)
Lineage: Eukaryota; Metazoa; Chordata; Actinopteri; Salmoniformes; Salmonidae
Product: ras-related protein M-Ras-like
Exons: 6
Coding region: 292-921 (209 amino acids)
Biological process (GO): signal transduction
Cellular component (GO): plasma membrane
Molecular function (GO): GDP binding; GTPase activity; GTP binding
Source: RefSeq, a predicted model, not a curated record
UUCAGUCAUGACAUGAUGAAGAAGGAAAACAUUUUUAACCAACAAGUGUCCACCCCUAUGAGGCCGUUCUAUUUUUAGUAUCAGCUGUUGCAAUAUAAAGAUUUGCUACAUAGCGGAUUGCAUCGCGGUUAUGUGAGGCGCAUUCCGGUCACGAAGGUAAAAUGAUGGCAAUGAUUUGAGGUAACGGACAGAGAGAGGGAUGAGGAAUAUUUGUGCGUGAAGUGGUUGCUGGAGCGUUCUUUCACGGCAUCGUAUAUCAUAUAAUAUUGGUAUAGCCAGCCGCCUGUCGCCAUGGCAACCAGCAGCGCGGUGCCUAGCGACAACCUCCUCACGUACAAGCUGGUGGUGGUGGGGGAUGGUGGAGUGGGGAAGAGCGCGCUCACCAUCCAGUUUUUUCAGAAGAUCUUUGUGUCUGACUAUGACCCCACCAUCGAGGACUCCUACCUGAAACACACAGAGAUAGAUGGACAGUGGGCCAUCCUGGACGUGCUGGAUACAGCAGGCCAAGAGGAGUUCAGUGCUAUGAGGGAGCAGUACAUGAGGACGGGGGAUGGCUUCCUCAUCGUGUUCUCUGUGACAGACAAGGCCAGCUUUGAACAUGUGGACCGCUUCCACCAGCUCAUCCUCAGGGUCAAAGACAGGGAGGCCUUCCCCAUGGUGCUGGUGGCCAAUAAGGUGGACUUGGUUCACCUCCGCAAAAUCACCAGCGACCAGGGGCAGGAAAUGGCUGCCAAACACAAUAUCACGUACAUUGAGACAAGUGCCAAGGAUCCCCCUAUGAAUGUGGACAAGGCGUUUCAUGAACUAGUCAGGGUUAUAAGGCAGCAGAUUCCAGAGAGGAGCCUGAAGAAGAAGAAGAAGAUGAAGUGGCGAGGAGAACGAUCUACGGGUUCUCACAAAGUCCACUGUGUCAUCUUGUGAUGGUGUCGCCUCUGCUAGCAAUGAUAUUAGAGAGAACUGCGGACUGGCAGUAACCAACAACUGGAGGGGGAAUUGGGGGAGAUAAGGAACUGACUUUUGACUGUUACGGUGUCAAAGAAAAUCCCUCACUCCAAGGCAUGGCCAAGUGGGGUCUUACAGGGGCAUCAUUGUCUGCCCGCUUCCCCUAAUUGGUCAGAAAAAAGCACUCCCGGAAGAGCUCCUUAUGAACUGAUUUCCAGACAGUGCAGUGAUGAUGCUCUCCAUGGAAGUGGAGGUGGACAUCAAGGUAUUCUCCUGGGUGGGGAGAUGUGACGUUAGAUGUUGUUAGGGACCUAUGAUCUGAGUGUUUUGUGUUGUGGUUGUAAGUUCUCCAUGGUGUUGAAUGUUAAAUUCUGAAAUGAUAAAGAGGACGAUUAUGAAGUAUAUUCUAUCUGCACUAGCCACAGGCAUAAGAGGAUUUGGCUUUGGGGACCUGAAGAGAAGUGGGAGGAUGUGGCUGUUAGUACAGUGCCUUGCGAAAGUAUUCGGCCCCCUUGAACUUUGUGACCUUUUGCCACAUUUCAGGCUUCAAACAUAAACAUAUAAAACUAUUUUUUUGUGAAGAAUCAACAAGUGGGACACAAUCAUGAAGUGGAACGACAUUUA